Messenger RNA from Glossina fuscipes, 4179 nucleotides. It is a transcript of the gene crm, whose product is annotated as protein cramped. The transcript has 8 exons. The coding region runs from base 331 to 3201 and encodes 956 amino acids. NCBI's taxonomy places the organism in Eukaryota, Metazoa, Arthropoda, Insecta, Diptera, Glossinidae. Gene Ontology annotation, molecular function: chromatin binding. The record is from RefSeq and is a predicted model, not a curated record. Gene Ontology annotation, cellular component: nucleus. Gene Ontology annotation, biological process: pattern specification process.
UUUCUUUCAAGUGCCAAAAUUAUUUAAGUUUUGAAUGAAACGAAAACAUAAGCAUUGGUGGGGGUUUCAUUCAAAUUAGAAUAGAAAAUGAAAAGCUAAAUUCAUACAAAUUUUAAUUAUUUUGAAAUGUUGCGGUAAUAUAAAAAGUGGCCAGAAAAUUAAAUAAUGAGACAGCCAUCUUUACAAAGGAAUUUUUUGAUUGAAAUUAAGUUCUUUUAGCGAUUAUAGAUGUUUUGCAAUCAAUUCAAAGCGGAAAAAAGUCUAAAAAAUUAUAAAGCAAUAUUUUUCAAUUCCGUACAUUUAUAAAUAUUGCAUAAAAAUUAAUAACAAAUGGAUAAAUUUCCGCGAAGUGAUGAACAAUUAUUAUGCAUAAGUAUUGAAGAGGAUGGUGGGAGAAAUGACGUUGCUAUUAACAAACUUAGUAAACAACAUCAAUUGUUGGAAUCAGGAGAAGAGGCUUCAGGUGCAGGCAUUAAUGUCAAGACAUCGUUGCGUGGUAAAGAAGAGAAAAUUUUAAAUAAAAGCGAUUAUAAAACUAAAUCGGAGUAUGAGGCAGAGGAGUUAUUGGGUUCAGUAAUCACACACAACUGUUUGGGUACACGUACUAGUGCUAGAGUUAUACAGAAGAUGAAACAAGAUCAACAAACUAGGCCUGGUACUCCACCACCUAAUGAACGAGAAACAGCCCCCUCACGCAAAGAUGAACGUACAGUCUUGCAAAAGACGCCGUCACAAGUGCGCGCCAAUAAACCAUCUUGGAAUAAUCUAGAACGUAAUUAUUUUUUUGACGCUCUCAAUGAAUUUGGGAAAGAUUUCGAGGCGAUUGGUAGCUACAUAAACACAAAAUUGAAACGACGCAACCCUGCUACAAAUAUUAGCUGUAAAUCAAAGGAUCAAGUUCGCCAGCACUAUUACCAAACAUAUCAUAAAAUUUGUAAAUAUAUUCGUUUUUCGGAAGAAGUGCGUAAACCAGUCCAGGAAUUAUAUGCUCUUAUUAAUUAUGGUGAAAUGCGUCGUAAAUUGCAAUUUGUUACUGACAAGCAUUUUAUGAAGCUAAGAAAUCUGGUAUAUCAUGGACAUAUCACCGUUAGAUCCAAGGGUAAAAAUAUACGCAUAAAAACUCCCUCAUGUAAAGCGUUACGCAGAUUAAAUCAAUUGGAUGAUUCUCUGGAAGACAUCAAGCUGCCUUCAAAAAUUGAGGUUAUUAUAAGUCCUGCCAAUAUGGAAGCAUUUUGUCGCGUGCAAGCAAUUGCUCAAAAUCCUAGAUGUCGCACUACCGUUCCCUUGCAUAAAAAAUUGGUAAACUUUAUCAAAGCUUUUCAAUAUAAAUGGCGUAGCAAUGAAACGAAAAUAGCUGAGGAAGCAAAAUUAUGUACGAAUAACGGCGAUAGUCAAGUUUCAAGUGGAGCUGCCGUUGAAUUGGGCUAUGUGGAGCCAGAAAUCUGCUUUCUACCCAAACCGGGGAUAACAAUACACCGACCGUUACUAAGUAUAACAGAAUAUUUAAGCAGCGUUAAUAUCUGUUUGACGGCCUAUGAGGAACGUAUAGGCGUAAAAGUUAAAGGCAUUACCUUGAAUAGUGAGCGGACAAAUUCCAGCGCUCUCGCCCUUGCGAGCUCUGGAGCAGCUCUUUCUAUCUUAACGAACCCUAAACGAAUACGCACCGAAAGUGGUUCUGAAAAGCGAUCACCGGAUUCUCAGCUUAAAAGGCAAAAGCCAAACGAUCUAAAUAAUGGUUACGAAACACCUUUAUUAAGUGGGGACGAAUUGCUGGCAGAUGUUGACUUAUUGCAACAUAAAAACGAAAGCAGCGGUGAUGAAUUAAGUGAUGAAAUCCAAGAACUACUCUCCGAUUCCCUAGAUAUGCAAAGCAAUAAAGAAGACUCUGCGGUAAAUGAAAUGACGAAUAAACCUAAUUGUGAAAUGAAAGAUGCAUCGCUGGCGCAUUCUGCUAACGCUGUUGGACGUAACAAACGUCCGAUGAACACGAAGAGUUCUAGAUCAAUCUUUAAACCUUUGCUAAACGAAGAAGUAAUACAGCGUAUAAGAAGUGGUUGGACUAUUUCGACGGCGAGCGAUAUAACUAUAGGCGAUUUGUAUGUAGUUUUGGGUCAUGAUUCUAAACUCGAGUUGGACUAUUAUUGGCCCAGCGAAAACACACGAAAUUCAUUUGCCACGCUAAAUACAUGUAGUAGUUUAAAUACUAUUACCGAUUUGGCCGACUGUGCCUUAACGAGUGUGAAGCCGAAUGGCUUGAGAGACAACGAAGAUUGCCAAAUAAUCAAUAAUUUAAAUAGUUCUACGUUAAGCAAUAAACUAAAGCAUUUGUUGCUUAUAGCUAAUCUCAGUGAACGCCUGCGAAAGCGUCAGUGUCAAUGUGAACGAAAUGUAAAUACGAAAAGUAGGAUUGAACGUGAAUUGGGUAAUCGUACGUUUCUGGCAAAUAAAAUAUAUAAUUACCCCACCAAUAGCUGCGCGAGCGGCUCAGAUAAUCAUAACACAUUCAAACCUCCCCUAGUACCGAUACGAAGGCCAUCAAUAGACCCGAUGAAACAACUAACAAAUCUUACACGCCAAAAAGUAUUAGUUCAAAGACUUUUAUUGCCUACUAAUAGUACUGCAAACAGCAAUAUCGGCAGCGGUAAUAACGCUGCUCAUCCAAUAGAAACUCGAAAAUGUGAUAUAACGCAAAUUUCUCAAGAGAAGGAAGAUAUACAACUUGAGCAAAUCGAUUGCCCUGAAAACCUUAAUGAUGAUAAUAAUGAUGCAGUUAGUAGAAAGGAAUCAUCUGCGUCACCAAUCUCAGAUGAAACGAGUCUGGACGUUAAUGAUUUGGGAGCAAGAUUGCAAGAUUGCUUACAAGAAGCUGAGAAUAUAACAAACGGGCAAGAUUUAACAACCAAUGCCAAUGGAUCUGCAACAGCCAAUAAUGCUUUCGAUGAAUGUUCAAAUACAAGCUUUUUAAAUGCUUUAAGUCCUAUGCAAUUGUUACGUGAGUCCACUUCAAACUCUCGCUGGUUGGAGGAGAAUCUUAACGAUUUCUCUCUAACUAGUUUGUUAGGCCAUUUGGAUGAAAUCAAUGCAAGUCGUGAUAUAUUAGACCCGUCUUCAAAUCUUUCGGUUAUAAGUGAGAGCAGUGUGGACUACAUGCAUAAAUUUCAGGAGAUUAAGGCUUUAUUGCAAUCUCAAGAGAAAGAUUAGCGUUGAAUAAUUUUUAGUAAUUAACUUUUUUUUUUUUUUAAUUGAUACUUAUGAAUUUUCUAUUAAUACUUUUUUUUUAUACCCAUCGCCGCAGUCACUUUGUCACUCCGUCUGUUGUAUGCAGAAAUAGACAUCAGAAGUCCUAUAUCCAAUAUAAAUGUUGCCAAGUCAGUUUGCAUCUUUUUGGCAUUUCUGACUAGAUUCUAGAAAAUCACAUGAGAGGAUAGAUUGAUUUUUUCAAUACAUUUUUAACAAUAAUUCAUCAUUAAUGGCAAUUGUCAGCCCGAAAUAUAGUACAAACAUGCAUAACUUAGGGAGAGGGCAUCUCUCCAGCAUAUGUAAUAAAAUGCUAAAGCUUUAGUAAUUGAAUUUUUAAAAUUAAAAAAUAAUGAAAUUGUUUGAGGUAACGGGUAUCUGAGAUUCGCCAUAAGGCGAAUGUAGCUUUUUAUUAUUAAAUUCUUUUUGUUUUCUUUUGUAUUAUUUUGUGUAUUUACUGUUGAAAUGGGAGAUUGUUUUUUUAAGUAUUACAAAAUUAUUUCUUAAAGAUGUUUUUCGCUAACUUGUUAUUUAUAAAGUUGAGAAUGUAUAAUUUUUUUAACUUAACUCUAAAAAAUGUAAUCUUAACUUGCUCAUAUUUACGUUAUAUGUAACUUUGAUUUUUUCACAUAUAAAAUUUAUGAUCCUGUCUACUAAUCUCCUUAUCACAUAUAACAGACACAAACACACAUACAUACACAUUCAUGAACUUUUGUAGACUGUAGGAACCAUAGCGGAUCAAAAUUUAUAUAAAAAAUAAAAGAAUUUUAAAUAACAUGCCGAGAAUUUGUUUCAUAUUUAUGAGUGAAUAAAAGCCUUAAAUACAGAAAAGCCGGUUGGGUUCUUGAUGACUAGUUAAGAUAAAUUUCAUCAAUGAAAAUGCAAUUGUUUUUUUUUUUUUUACAUUCUUUCUUUUUAUUUUAAAUGUUUGGAUGAACAAAU